Mizuhopecten yessoensis (Yesso scallop) is the source of this 3605-nucleotide messenger RNA. RefSeq names its product AP-5 complex subunit mu-1-like. The annotation marks the transcript as partial. Gene Ontology annotation, cellular component: cytosol; late endosome; lysosome. Lineage: Eukaryota; Metazoa; Mollusca; Bivalvia; Pectinida; Pectinidae. The transcript has 7 exons. The record is from RefSeq and is a predicted model, not a curated record. Gene Ontology annotation, biological process: endosomal transport.
UAUAACAAAGAGGGAACUCCUGAUGUCUGGGACCUGUAUGGAUCCAUCUCCUGUAAAGCUGAGCUGGAGGGGGCACAGCCAGACAUAACACUGAGUGUUUCUCACACUCCAGAGGGAAACAAUCUACCCCUCGACCAUCUCAUUAUCCACCCGUGUGUUCAAAGUGCUGAUGCCACAGCCAUCAACAUGGAUGAUCCGUCGGACAUGAGAGCCACGCCCCGUCGUGUACGGUUUAUACCCCCCACUGAGAUGUUCAUUCUCUGCCAUUACACUGUGUCCUGUUUGAAGGAGGUACCCAUAAAAGGCUCUUACGAGAUGAGGAUGGAUGGAAAAACUGCCAAAUUGACUGUCAAGUUAAAAAUGAGUGAAAGAGUAAGAAACAACUUGGAGUAUUGCGAACUACAGAUUCCUUUUCACAAUAGAGGUGUAAUUGGGACAUAUGACGCCACACCUAGUCAGGGAAGUGUGAUGGUCUCCCCUGAUCGGCGGAUCCUCGUCUGGAAUGUUGGUCAGAGGUUCCCCAGCAAGUCCUUGUCCACAAGUCUUGAUGCUACUGUCCAUUUCACGGACAGUAAGACACCAGGGGCCCACGAAGACGCCUUCUGUGUGGGACAGAACUCCUACGCUAAGCUGUUUUUCAAAAUUCCAGAUUUUACUCAUUCCGGAUGUCAGAUUGAUCCCAAGUCUGUACAAGUAUCUCCCAACGUCAAGUUUAAACUAACAACAGUGCAGGAGUAUUUGACCGGAAUGGAGUACAAAAUCUGGAACAACCUUGGGGACUCCCUGGUCAGCAAUGUCCCCCACUCUGUACUGGCCGAGGUCAAGGUCAACGAUGACAUCUGAACUAUAUUGACAUAUAUAAUAUUAGCUCAUCUAAAGAGGUCAAGGUCAGCGAUGACAACUUAGACUUGUUGAGUUUCAAAACUCAUCUAGUGAGGUCAAGGUCUCAUCUAAAGACGUCAAGGUCAACGAGGACAUCUGAACCAUGUUGACAUUUAUAAUUUGUUUAGAGAGGUCAAUGUAUCAUCUUAUGAAGUCAAGGUCAACAAUGACAUCUAAAAUAUAUAGAUAAUUUUAACUCAUUCAGCAAGGUCAAGGUCAAUGUUGAUAUCUUAACCACAUGAACAUUUUUAACUCAUUUAAAGGGGUCAAGGUUCCUCAAGGACAUUUCUAAAACUUGUCUGUUGAAUUCAAGGUCAAUUGUGGUAUCUGAACCCUUUCACCCCUAGGUGACUUGCGUCCACUAUUGUCUACAGUGGUGAAAGGGUUAACCACAUAGACAUUUGUAACUCGAGGUCAAGGUAAGAUGACGGUCAUCUUACCUCAUGGAUAUACAAUGUAUAUAAAACCAGUUUAUAGAGGUCAAGCUGAGGGUUGGUGAUACCAUGUACGUCUGUUAGAUGUAAGUUUCCAAUCUAUACAGUCUAAAGUUAAAAUCGACAAUAGCACGCUUACUGCAAGUACAGCAUAGGUGAAGUCGAAAGGGGAAAAUGCAUUCUUUAUAGCAAGUAGAAAUGGUAUAUUGCCAGGUCAUCUGUUCCCAGAAAAACACAGAUUUAUUUAGGAUUGAGAGUGAUCCAUAUUCCUCUUGUGUACAUGUACAGUUAAUUAUACUGCCACGUAUUGUUCAGUGUAGUGUUGUCAUUAUAGAGAGUUUGACACUCUAUUAAGGGAGACAUGUGAAAGAAUGUUCAGAAAAAAAUGGAAAAGGGGACCAUGAAAUAUUUGGUUUGCAUGAUAAAAAGUGAAACAAGGGGCAUUAUAUGUAUGUUGAAUUAUGUUGUGAAUUGAAGUGAUAGCUGUUAACUUAGUUAUCACAGUGUAACACUGUGGUGUAAAGCAAGGAGUUGGUUAGAGACGUAAAUACUCAGAGACUAGAACCAUGACAUGGACACAAAUUAAUUACGUAUGUAUCAGACUAUUCUGAAACUGCGUCAAGAGAAUGGCAGUUGUUUGUAUUACGCUCAGUGAUGGUAGGAAGUUCAAAUGUUAGAGUGUGAAAGUUGUAAACUACGAAAUUGUUUAUGUUAGAGUGAUGACCAUAUUCAGGAUACAUGUAAUAUGUUUCAAAAGGGUAUGGGACCAAAUAUAUGUAUUGUUACUUUGAUGAGGUUGUCCUAUAUACGUAUACAUUCACCAAUCCACCAAGUGCCACUGUGGCUGAGUGGUAAAGGCAUAUCUUAUUGUUACGAUCGCUUGCCCUACACCAAUGGGUUGUGCCGCUGGUUGGUGGUUUUUCUACACGUACUCCGGCUGUCCUCCACCACCAAAACCUGGCACGUCCUUAAAUGACCAUAACUGUUAUAUGUAAUAGGACAUAAAACACAAACAAACCAAUCCACCAUCCAAGCUGCCAAUUGUAUUCUUUAUUCCCUUCAUGACUCAGAUUAAUGAUGACUCCAAAGUGAUAAACCUGUCAAAUUUCAUAUUCUGUGUUGAUGGUUAUUACCAUGAUUAUUAAAUAUUGCAUUUAUUGACAUUACCUUCUUGACUUACAAUACCGUGGUAUAUUCUGUGUUGAUGGUUCUUAACUAGUACUAGAAUAGUAUAUAUUGAUGGUUCUUAACUAGUGCUAGCAUAUUUUCUAUGUUGAUGGUUCUGAUCUAGCACUAUAAUAUUCUAUGUUUACAGUUCUGUACUACAGCAAGAAUAUUCUAUAUUGAUGGUUCUUACCUACAGUGUAGCACUUGACUAUUCUAUGUUAAUGGUUCUUAAAAAGCUCUAGAAUAUUCUAUAUUGAUGGUUCUUACCUACAGUGUAGCACUUGAAUAUUCUAUAUUGAUGGUUCUUACCUAGCACUAGAAUAUUCUAAGUUGAUGGUUCUUUAUAAGCACUGGAAUAUUCUAUAUUGAUGGUUCUUACCUAGCACUAGAAUAUUCUAUGUUGAUGGUUCUGAACUAGUAUUAGGAUAUUUUGUUUAAAUGAUCCACUUGUAACUAUUUGCUAUGUUGAGUGUUCUUUACUAUUUCUAGGAUGUCCAGAAAAAAUCCUAUUUGAAAUAACCAGGAUACAUUGAUUUUAUUUUCUUCAGGAAUCAUAAUUUCUGGAUCUGGAUCAGCUAGAAAAACCAAAUAUGAUGUACUAAUUGUAACUGUUAAUUUCAAUUUUUAAUUUUCAUCAAAAGACCAAGUCAGAAAUGAAUGCUGAUAAGAACAAGUGACUGUGUAAAGAAUCGCCAAUAGAGAAUACCCUAAAGCAAGUUAAGAACCAUCAAUAUUCAACAUUUAAAUGGAAAACUUAUUAUAAGUCAAAUUCUAAUGAGAAUGCACUGGUGCUUGACACACUAAUACACAUCAUAGUGUGUCCAGCACCGGUGAAAGAGUUGUAAAUUUGGUUUUAAAUCAUUCUUUGUCAAAAUUCUUUAUAUUUUGCUCCUCAAGUAUCAAAAAAGAAGACCACCAACACAUUUAGUGCAAUAUACAUUCCUUGGAUACAGGUUUAGGUAUUUGUGAAUACAUGGACCUUCCUUCAACUACAGACGUCAAGAAGGGGGUCAUAAACUGUCGAGAUAAGAUAUUCCGUGGAUGUACAAAACUGUUUUAUAAAUGUAAUUUGUUGAUUAUCAUGACCUAUUUGAUAUGUGUUCACAAAUAAAAUAUUUUUAC